This is a messenger RNA of Cercospora beticola, 1679 nucleotides long. RefSeq lists its product as uncharacterized. Gene Ontology annotation, molecular function: LPPG:FO 2-phospho-L-lactate transferase activity. The record is from RefSeq and is a predicted model, not a curated record. NCBI's taxonomy places the organism in Eukaryota, Fungi, Ascomycota, Dothideomycetes, Mycosphaerellales, Mycosphaerellaceae.
GUCUAACUCUGCGGCGAUUCUGCUUCGCAACCUCCAGACACUCUGACCAUGUAUUCCCACGAUCUGGCCCUGCGAUUUGAGCCUCCCAACUCGCGCUCGGCGUCGCCCGCACUUGCAGCAACGACACGAGGCGGCAUCGUUGUCUUCUCCGGAGGAAGCGCGGCCAACAAUCUCGUGGAUGUCUUCAAUCAUGUCCGCGAAGCCAACGAUACCGCUCUGAGCUAUGUGAUACCAAUUUCCGACAAUGGAGGCUCGUCGAGCGAGAUCAUACGCGUCUUUGGCGGCCCAGGCAUUGGUGAUGUACGCUCACGACUUGUCAGAUUGAUCCCAGACGAGGGAGAUGAAGCCAAAGCGAUCAAGACCUUCUUCAACCACCGCUUGCCCAAGAGCUACGCGCCUGCGAGGGCAGAAUGGCUGGAGAUCAUCGAAGCAACACAUCCGCUUUGGCACGGCAUAUCCUCGCCGAAGAAAGAGCUCAUCCGGAGCUUUCUCAACUCAAUGAACUUGGAGAUCGUAAAGCGUCUGCGGCCGACCAGCAGAUUCGACUUUUCUGGUGCUGCAAUCGGCAACCUCUUCCUUACCGGUGCUCGUCUCUUUACUGGAAGUUUUGAAUCGGCGGUGUAUCUGGUAUCCAGUAUAUGCGGGAUCUCUGCCGCCAUUUCGAUACUGCCUGUGCUCAACACAAACUUUGCGCACCACAUUGCCGCUCGACUAGCAGAUGGCACUAUCAUCACAGGACAGAAUAACAUAAGUCAUCCGAGUGCUCCCGCAGCAUCUGUCAGUCACAUACCUGUGUCACCAACCCAGCUACUCCAAGCCGAAACCGAGGAACAGGACAAGGUCGAAGAUGCCAACAUGCCAGGCACGCAUCCCGAGCUACGGAAACCCGCGAUCGCUUUUUCCAAGGAUGAAGAAGAAGAGCUGCCUUGUCGAAUAGAUCGAUUGUUCUACAUCAAUCCUUAUGGUCAGGAAAUUACGAUUCCAGCUAACCCUCGCGUCUUGGAAGCAAUCAAGAACUCAUCCUGCGUCAUAUACAGCAUCGGCUCACUUUUCACGUCGCUGGUGCCCUCAUUGGUGUUGAAAGGUGUUGGCAACGCGAUCGCAUCGCCAUUGAUAAGGUCCAAAAUCCUGAUUCUAAACGGAACUCUCGACCGUGAGACUGGACCUUCCACCAACCCUUUCACUGCAAUGGACUUCGUCGCUGCCAUUGCCAACGCGUGUGCCGCAUCUCAAGGGCGGCCAAGUGCUCAAGCACAUGACUACUGGCAAUAUGUGACACAUGUCAUCCAUCUCGAUGGUCCUACAUCUCCGGUUGUUGACAAGACUGCCUUCAACAAAAUCGGAAUUGAAACAAUGCGUGUCUAUGGCAGAGCCGAUGAGCAAGGCAAGCGAGGCCGUUACGAUGCCAAAGCGCUGACUCAAGCACUUGAGGCUGUAAUUGGCAGGAAGGAUCCGCGCGGUGUGAGCAGACGAAAUACAGUCGUCUCAUGACGAAGGCUGGUGGGAGAGUCAUCGUACUAGUCGUACUGGACAUCGGCUACUGAACAUUGAGCCUAGUUAGGGCAGGCGCGGGCGGUCUCGAGCGGGCAGUGCGGCCGCUGCGCUCCACAGGAACAGGAAAGUGCCCCGCCAAUAGCUUUACAAAGUUAUUACGUGGGCUUCUCACCUGCAGCGGGAAA